Messenger RNA from Nylanderia fulva, 1585 nucleotides. RefSeq names its product odorant receptor 10-like. Gene Ontology annotation, molecular function: odorant binding; olfactory receptor activity. Gene Ontology annotation, biological process: detection of chemical stimulus involved in sensory perception of smell; sensory perception of smell. Lineage: Eukaryota; Metazoa; Arthropoda; Insecta; Hymenoptera; Formicidae. The record is from RefSeq and is a predicted model, not a curated record. Gene Ontology annotation, cellular component: plasma membrane.
UACUAUAUCUUUUAUAUUGCAUUAUUUAGAAAAUAUCCAAAACUUUCUACAUUACAUUUAUUAAUAGUAAUAUGCAUAAAUAUCAAGAUCACAUAAAAUAUUAUGCUACAUUAAAACUCACAUACAUCAAAUAUAUUUAAAAAAUUCUCUUCAUAAUCAGCACUUUACAAUACAUUUCCGCGAGCAGUUAUUGAUUAGACAUGCGUUCUCUCAGAAAGACAACUCACCGUGCGUUUAUUAAACAGCUCUAAAGAUUCGCGCAGGCGCUCGCUUGACAAACAUAACUUCAGCCAGUGCAUUUCUGACUACCUCUUACACCUGUCAGUACAUCGUGCGCUUUCACGAAGUGAUCAUGACGUACUCCAAACGUAUGUCAACGAGCGUCCAACUCACGUCCAAAAAUCAUAAUGAGUACAGUCUACAAGUGGCUCGUUGGUUUCUAAUGCCAAUCGGUAUUUGGUCGCAAAUAAAUACGGCAACAAAAAUUAAGAGAUUUUCUUCAUACGUACAUAUUCUCGUCUCUACGUUCUUAAUAGCAAUUGUUACGGUGCCUUUUUUGUUAUACGUGUCAUUGGAAGAGGAAGAUAUCGAGCUAAAAUUGAAUUUGAUUGGUCCACUGAGUCACUGGAUUAUGGGUAUAAUUAAUUACUGUUUGCUCCUUGCACGCAGUAACGAUAUCAGAGAAUGCAUGCGACACAUGGAAAUGGAUUGGAGACUGAUUAAAAAAUUCGAGGAUCGACAAGUAAUGUUGCAACAAGCCAAGAUCGGCCGUUUUGUCUGCGGAAUCUGCGCGAUAUUCAUGCAGAGUGGUACAUUUAUCUUUGUUAUAACCAAAUCGCUAACUACCGCGAUCGUCAUCGUCGGCAAUGAGACCAUUUCGAUGCAUUUGAUGGUUUGUCCGAUUUAUAGCAAGUUUAUCGAUACGAGAUUCAGUCCCGCAAACGAGAUCAUGCAAAUUGUAGAAAUGAUAUCAACAUUUAUAGUUAAUUCUGUUACGGUAGGCGUUUGCAGUCUCGAUAUGAUCUUCGCUAUGCAUGCGUAUGCUCAGCUGAGCGUGUUAUUUUCGUGGUUAAAUAAACUUAUAGUGGAUAAAGACGAUGAAAACGAUUGCGUUGAACAAAGACUGGCCAUUAUAGUGAAACAUCAUUUGAGAGUACUAAGUUUUAUAUCGCGUAUGGAGUCUAUUAUGCAAAGUAUCUGUCUCGUGCAAUUGCUGGGAUGUACAAUGAACAUGUGUUUACUUGCAUAUUAUUUUAUUACGAAUUUGAAUACAUUUGAUGUGGUAAAAUUGGCAUCAUUUGUCAUCAUAUACUUAUCUAUGGCUUUCAAUGUGUUUAUAUUUUGUUACAUUGGUGAGACCCUCACAGAACAGUGCAAAAACGUCGGUGAGAAGGCGUAUAUGAUCAAUUGGUAUGAAUUACCACGCGAAACUGCUCUUGGGCUUAUUUUGAUAAUAGCACGGUCGAAUAAUGUUAUCAGACUAACUGCUGGAAAAUUAUUUCAAUUAUCUGUUGCAACUUUUGGUGAUAUAAUUAAGACUUCCAUGGUAUAUUUAAAUAUGUUACGAACGAUGAAUCCUUCAUGA